UCUGCUCUCUUAAACCCCCUUGUCUUCACCUCUUUUUUCCCCUACUUCUCCAUGGUUUCUUUCUUUCUUUUCCACGUUUUUUUCUUCCCAAUGCUGCUGGUCAAAUCACCUUAAGCCACCGCACUUCUUAGCCACCUAGCCGCACUGUUUUAGGCAUUCAACCACCACACCUAGCCGCACCCUAAAACACCCAAUUGUCGCACCUCCUUAGCCAUUAAGUCAUCACACCAAGCCAAAAAUUUUACCGGUUUUUCACAAUUUUUUACACUCCAAAGAUGUCUCGUACUGGAAAGGGCAGUACGUCUCAAACCACUGAAUCCCGAGAUGGAUUUCAUAGCAAAGAAGCAACGAAGAGGCUUGAAUCAAUUUUUAAAAAGCAACCAAUGCUUCCAGACAAAGGGUUUGACUUGAAAAAUAUUGAUCUGACGAUGGUGUUGUCAAAAAUUCAGAAAGCUGUCAAUGCAUUAAAGUGGAAUAUGUUAUGUACGAAAAGACAACUUUAUGAGGCUGAAUUAGUUCGGGAAUUUUACUUGAAUUUGACUUCAUCAACAAAAACAGAAGUUCCUGUUCGAGGUAAAAAGAUUUUGUCUUUGAUCCAUGGAUGCCAACUUCAGAAGCCAAGCGAGAUGAAUUCAUCACACCAGAUAGAAGAGUUAAAUUCACAAAGGGUUGUGGCAAAGUGGAAACAAUUUCAGAUAGCGAGGAUUCUACCAAAUAAAUAAUAGGGAUUUCCUUUUUGAUUUCUUUCUAGGACAUGUAAGAUUUAAUUAUUUCUGUUUAUUUUUAUUUUCUUCAUAAUAAAAAUUAAAGUUGCAAUUAUGAAUAAAUUGAACAAAUUUGCAAAUAAUUUUUUUUAAG
Molecule: messenger RNA, 858 nt
Organism: Gossypium raimondii (Peruvian cotton)
Lineage: Eukaryota; Viridiplantae; Streptophyta; Magnoliopsida; Malvales; Malvaceae
Exons: 2
Coding region: 276-722 (148 amino acids)
Source: RefSeq, a predicted model, not a curated record